This is a messenger RNA of Gekko japonicus, 1524 nucleotides long. Its product is annotated as rab11 family-interacting protein 3-like. Lineage: Eukaryota; Metazoa; Chordata; Lepidosauria; Squamata; Gekkonidae. The record is from RefSeq and is a predicted model, not a curated record. Gene Ontology annotation, cellular component: cleavage furrow; recycling endosome membrane; midbody. Gene Ontology annotation, biological process: regulation of cytokinesis; endocytic recycling.
CUCUUCCAUCAGGCCAAUGAGGUGACGGACAGUGCGUACAUGGGCUCGGAGAGCACCUACAGCGAGUGUGAGACCUUCACGGACGAGGACACCAGCACUCUGGUGCACCACGAGAUGCACGACGAAGUGGAAACGGACAGCGCCAUCGAUUCCACCGUGCACUCGGAGUACGCGGAUCCCAUUGAGGAGUCGGAGAACGGGUAGGUCCCUCUCCCUGGCGAAGCCAGGCCUCAUUCCAUCGUCACCGUAAUUAGCGGGGAGGAGCAGUUUGAGGAUUACGGGGAAGGGAACGAGGCGGACCUCUUCUCGGACAGUUUGUGCAACGGAGAAAGCAGCUACGCCAGCUCGUCCUUCCUUUCUCCCAGCGCCCACCCGCUCACCACCCAACUGCACAGCAUCCUCACUGACGAGGCGUUUGAGUUUUACUGUAGCCAGUGCCACAAACAGAUCAAUCGCCUUGAGGAUCUUUCAGCUCGCCUAAAUGAUCUUGAAAUGAAUAGUCCCAAUAAGAGACUCUCGAGCAAGAAGGUAGCAAGGCACCUGCACCAGACGGGCACCCUCACUGUGAACGUGAUGGAGGAGUCGUUCCAAAGCAGCAUGGAGUGCCUGGAGGAAGAUAUCGCCGACAAGGUGAUCUUCCUAGAGAAAAGGGUGACGGAGCUGGAAAAAGACACAGUCGCGAAUGGAGAGCAACACAGUCGACUGAAGCAGGAAAACCUCCAGCUGGUUCACAGAGCGAAUGCCCUGGAGGAGCAGCUGAAGGAACAAGAGCUGAGAGCCGACGAGAUCCUGAUGGAAGAAAUCCGGAAGCAGCGGGAGCUGUUGGCCAAGAUGGAGAGGGAGAAGAGCAUCGCCAUUGAGAACCUGCAAGCCCGGUUACAACAACUGGACGAGGAGAACGCGCGGCGGCGCCCGUGUCUGCGAGCCAAUAUUGAGCGGCUGGAGGAGAUGAGGCCCCUUUUCCGCAUGGGGUGUGAGAAGCGGAAACUGCUGGACGAAAUCGAAGACCUCACGGUGCAGCUGAACGAGGAGCUGGAAAGUAAGCGGAAGCUGGGGGACAAACUGAGCCACGAGAGACACCAGUUCCAGAAGGACAAGGAAUCCACGCAGGAGCUGAUCGAAGACCUCCGGAAGCAGCUGGAGCACCUGCAGCUCUUCAAGCUCGAGGCGGAGCAGCGGCGGGGCAGGAGUAGCAGCGUCGGCCUCCAGGAGUACAACAGCCGGACGCGGGAGGCGGAGCUGGAGCAAGAGAUCAGGCGGCUCAAGCAGGAUAACCGGAACCUGAAGGAACAGAAUGAUGAACUCAACGGGCAGAUCAUAAACCUCAGUAUUCAAGGCGCUAAGAACCUCUUCUCUGCUUCCUUUUCUGAGUCUUUGGCAGCGGAAAUCAGCUCAGUCUCCAGAGAUGAGCUCAUGGAGGCCACUCAAAAGCAGAAGGAGAUCAAUCUCCGGCUCCAGGACUACAUCGACCGGAUCAUCGUGGCCAUCAUGGAAACCAACCCGUCCAUCCUGGAAGUCAAGUAA